AUGUCUGAGCGUCGUCGACCCUUAUCAACAUUACCUUUAUCUCGUUUCAUCCCAGUCACAUCAUUAAUACCUUCACCUUCUUCCAUACCCAUCAAAAGAAGACCUUCAACACCGGCCGAAUCAAAUAUCAACAACCCUCCUCCCAGCCCUGGAAGGGUCAGGGCGCAAUGCGUAGCAGAGGAAGAAGAUGUUAUGGAACAUACUGUGAAAAGAAGGAGAAAAAGUGAUUUGACACCUCGUGCAAUAGUAGAAUUAGAGAAACCUGUUUUUGGUUUAGGUAGAAGUCCAGCUAGACGUUUGUUUGGUCAAGGGGAUUCACCCAUCAAUUCAGGUUCACCAAAUGGUACAACUAGUAAAUCUGGAUCAGGAAACGUUGUUUUUACAGCUCCGAAAGAAGAAACUGGGAAAUUAUCACCUUCACCAUCUAUCGAUCUUACUUCUGAAACUUCACGCCGGUCAGGGGUUAUUGAUUCUACCAUUCCUGUAUCUCAACAUUCUACUCGAUCUCAUUCAACACAUACUUCCUCAACGACUGCUCCAUCCACACCUUCCACACCUUUUACACCUUCUAGAUUAUCUACUCAGCCUGGGAUGACGAAGUACGAAGAUAUACAUGAUCCCGGCUUUACCAUAUUGGCUGAUUCAGCUCCCUCGGCACCUCUCACACCGAGGAGUAAAACCAUUCGUAACAUCUCGGAACAUCCCGAUCUGUCUUUAGAUGCACAAGCACAUCUACCUUCUAGUCCUACGUCGACGAUAUGGGAGGAAAAUGAUCAGGAGAACAUCGCACCUGCUAGGAAUGGAGAAGAUGAGGGAACACCCAAGUCGAAAGCUGGGAUGAGCAAAGGAGAAAAAGGAUCGCCAAAAGUUCGUGCGAUCGCUGGAUUGAGAGGCGGGCCGAUGAAGGAUGGAGGGAAUGUACAAGGGAGUCCUAGUAGGACAGGGAGGAGUAAACUCAGUCAUGAGCUUGAGUUACAUACCCCAUUGAGGUGA
This is a messenger RNA of Tremella mesenterica DSM 1558, 993 nucleotides long. RefSeq lists its product as uncharacterized. Bases 1 to 993 code for a protein of 330 amino acids. The transcript has 2 exons. The record is from RefSeq and is a predicted model, not a curated record. NCBI's taxonomy places the organism in Eukaryota, Fungi, Basidiomycota, Tremellomycetes, Tremellales, Tremellaceae.